UAAUCAGCUGUUAAUUGCAAUGCCAACGAGUAGUUUAAUAUUGUUUAGUUUUUACUAUAAUUGCAUAUUUUCUUAUUACUUUCAAUCAAUUCGUUGCAUAAUUAGCUAAGACUUUAUUUACAGUGCGUUUGUAAAUAAUUUAAGAAUGGCGCGAUGUCCCGUGUCAUCUGUCAGUGUUAUUCAUUCAUCCAUUGUAGUUCAGAAAAAAAUGUGACUUGUUUGAUAGACUCUUUUUCGUCAACUAUUUGUGUUAAAUGAAUAUUAUGUACAAUUUUCGUUACACACUUACUUAUCGUUUAAUGAAAUUUUUAGUUACCAUAGUAAAUUACAAAGACGCGUAUAUGAGAUCGUAGCACAGUGGCCUAACAAAAUUUAUUCACAAAGGAGUCGCGCGGCGUCGGCGGUUUCGGUUCUUUUAUUGGACAUCGAAGUGGCGGUUCGUCGCGGUCUGCGUUUCGAUAGAGUCGUUGCGCGAGUGGAGAGUAAAAGGAGCGAAAAUGUCGGGUCGCGUCCGGAAACAGUCUGAGUGUCCGGUGGGCAAGCAGGGUCCGAUGAGGGCGACCCUGCCGGUCUCGUCGGUCAUGAAGCAGAGCGGCGGGCUUAAGAAGAACGCCGCCAACAGCCCCACGCUGUCCCCCACCAAUAUAUGGCGGAGGAUAUCUCCAGACCACGCUCUGUCCGGCCAGAGGAGUCCUGGAGCUGGUACUUACAAGGGCAAAGGGAGGUUUGGAUCGAACAAUAUCAGAAGGACAGCCUCCCUAGACACAUUAUAUCAUAAAGGACAGUGGUCACGAGAUUACUACCUCCACGCGGGACAGUUACAAGUUGAUAAAUCUACACAAACUGAUGAAGGAGGUGGAAUUUCUGGACGAUCAUCUCGUGGCUGCGAAGAUGACAAGCUGGAUAGAUUCCUCAGGAAUAGACUUCCAAGACCCCAUAAAUUAACUGCAUCUGGAGAUUAUUCACACACUAUGAGUCCUGGUUUUUGGUCCCGUUUUGGCAGUGGCGGUGUACCAUUAAGAGCGGCUCGGUCAUCUGUGGAGGGCCUAAAUCAAGAGAUAGAGAAGCUCGUGCUGUGCCCAGCGAGUGGCACCCAAACGCCGUAUCUAGACCGAAUACGCGACAAGGUGACUCCGGAAGGUCAUCGGGCUCCACUAGCUGAGCUGCUGCGGCGCUCGGUCAACACGCAGACACCUCAUGAUCUUUGUCACACUGCACACUCAUCAGGCGGCAGUGUUUGUUCUUCUCCGGACUUGGAUGGCUCAAAGCUCGGUACUUCCCCUCAGAUCAACCGGUUUCUGGCCAGGGAACCCCCUGAUGGUUGUGAAAAGGUGAACCUAAAAGCCGGCGAGGGAGCAUACACGGAGCCGAUAUCGAUGAUGAAGCCGACCGUUCCGGGCUUCACGCUGCGGCCUUCGCUCGGCUCCGCCUUCCAGCCGCUGCAGCCGGCUACGCCGCCCGCGAGCACACCGCCCGCGACCACGCCCCCCGUGACCACGAUGCCGGCGCCCACGCCCCACUGACUCCACGCCCACGAGCUCCGCGAGGUCGACACGCGCAUCACGCGCCUGCGGCCCGCCCAGCGCAAUCUCACCGUCAGAUUGUUCAAAUGUCUGUUUUGUUGCACGCAGCAGAGCUGUUAAGCUUGUAAUUUUGAUUGCCGAUUCGCCGAUGACUCGUGCUCGGCUUCUGAGUUCUAUUGACGGGAGUUUAUUAUUCACCACAGCAAACUACGAAAUAUUGACCAAUCAACAACAUCGCUAAAAAAAUAAACAGUUUUCAAUAAAUCUCAGAACCUGUGCAUAAAUCAUUCUAGCACUUCUCUAUCUCACUCUAUCGCAUCGUGGAAGGAAUCAAAAUUGACGUGUAACCGGACAUUCAUCGUACGGAGCUCGGAUCAUUCAUAAUUUUAUGGACUCAUCACACCAAUAGGUAUAAAAUUACAGUUUUUGCCGUGAUUAAUAUGGACUUGGAUGAAUAGUGUUAAGAAAAUAUUGCAUACAGAUACUUUAAAUAAUCGUUUAAAAUCUAGCACAGAACAAUAAGAACUUGUAGUUAUUGUGAGAGUUUAUAUUGGGCGCAUUCGAGUGUUUCUUAUGAAUGUGCAAUAUAAUCUCUUUGCAAUCUAAUCUUUUAAAAAAAUAUAAACAAAACCAGUUGGUGACAAUUUUAAGAUAAAAUGAAAUUUAUUUCUACCUUUAAAAUUGUUUACUGUGGUUUUGUUGAUCUAGUAACUCAGUGAUUGACACAUAAACAUAAUCUACAAGAACAAUUUGUAAUUGAGAAUGUAAUUGCUUACAAUAAAGCAUUUCUUUUUGUUAAUCCCGGCAAUUCUUAUAAUUUUUUUUGUCAUUCCAAUUUUUAUUGAUUCCUUUUUCGGUUUUUCCUUCUUAAUAGACCCUUGUCCUUUGCUUUUCUUUCUUUUAUGGCUUACUCUUUGCCCAACUUUAUUCAACAUUUUCAUUUUCCUCUAUUGUAAUCUAAUGUAAUGUAUCAUUAAGUUUAGAAUGUAUGUUUAAUUGAUUAGUUUCUUAGUAUUCAUGUCCAUGUUUUUAUGUAAUGUCGCUUUAUUUCUUAUUUUAAGAUUAGAAUGUGGUCAGUGAAAAAAGAAAAGGUAAAUCUGUAAAAUUUUGUUCUUAAAAUUCAACAAAAGUUGCUGCUCUCAUUUUCAUGUUUCAAAAAAUAUUUAUAUUUUUUAAAAUCUGUAAUGUAGUGACAAUAAUUGUAUAAUGGCGAUACUCAAUCAAGUAUUAGAAAUACUUUUUUUUACAUUUCACUUGAAAAUUUUUUUGCUGAAUUUACUAUAAAGAUAAAUCGUUCUUUAAAUACAAGAGGGUAAUAUAAAAUAUUUUCUAUGUACUAUCAGAGAAGUUGAUU
Messenger RNA from Aricia agestis (brown argus), 2877 nucleotides. RefSeq names its product glucocorticoid-induced transcript 1 protein-like. Bases 498 to 1523 code for a protein of 341 amino acids. The record is from RefSeq and is a predicted model, not a curated record. The transcript has 7 exons. Lineage: Eukaryota; Metazoa; Arthropoda; Insecta; Lepidoptera; Lycaenidae.